AGACUUGUCUCUCCAGAAUGACUAUGCUCCAUUUCUAGGUCUCAAAUCACAACCAUGAAGUUGAUAUUAUGGUACUUGGUUGUGGCUCUUUGGUGCUUCUGCAAAGAUGUGGAAGCCCGACUUUACCGACAAAAAUCAGAUGGUAAAAUAGCAGCAAGCAGAUCAGGUGGCUUCUCUUAUGGUAGUUCAUCCUCUGGUGACUUGGACAGAAAAAAGCCACUCUUUAGCUUGGAAUUUGGUUCUCCAGGAGAAGCUGAAGACAAGUCCAGACAACAUCAGGAUGCUGGGAGUUCAAGGUCAGAAGACAGCUCAGCAGGUGGCUUUUUUUACAGUAGUUCAUCCUCUGAUGACUCAGACAGGCAAAAGCCACUCUUUAGCUUAGGACUUGGUGCUCCAGGAAAGGCUGAAGACAAGUUCAGAGACCGUCAGGAUGACGGAAGUUCAAAGUCAGAAGACACCCCACCAGGUGACUUUUUUUAUGGUAGUCCAUCCUCUGGUGACUCAGACAGAAAAAAGUCACUCUUUAGCUUUGAAUUUGGUGCUACAGGAGAGGCUGAAGACAAGUCCAGAGAACGUCGGGAUGCUGGGAAUUCAAGGUCAGAAGACAGCCCAGCAGAUAGCACCAACACAAGAUCUGGUGCUGGCGUUAGUAGCAGUGGUGCUUCUCUGAAUGUGGGAUUUGGUUGGGGGACGUCUGAUGAAAAGGGAUUGGAAGUCGGUAGAGCUGAUGGGAGUGAAACUAGAGGCAGCGGAUCUGCUGGGGGUGAAACCAUAGUCUUUGGAUCUGAUGCAGGUAGCUCAGUUGGAACUGGUUAUUCUGGUUUGAAACUUGGAGCAGGGAAAGGUGACGCUGCAUUUGGUUUUGAAGUUUCUGAUUCGAAUUCAUUUGGUGACAGUGGCAUUAGUAGCAAAACAGUUGAAGGAAAUCAAAUGAGUAGUUCUGGAGGAUCUGUUUCCAUUGAUCUAGGUGAUACCAGUUUAAGAAGUGAGAAUCAAUUUGUUGGUGGUGGCUCUCGAAAUUCGAUAUCCAAUUUAUGGGAUUCUGGUCAAGAGGGAUUUGGAAUCAAUGAAAUUGGAGGGAAUGGAUUGAGUGGCAGUGUAUCUGCUGAGGCUGGAUUCAAAGGUUUUGGAUCUGAUGCCAGUAGCUCAGGUGACUCAAGUGCAAGAAAUGGGUUUGAAAAUUCUAGUGAUAUCUCUGAAGAUUCAGGAGUCAUAUUGGGGUCAUCUGAUCAACAUGGAUUUGAAGUCAGUAGAACUGGUGGGAAUAGAAAGAGAAGCAGUGAACCUGCUGAGGCUGGAAACUUGAGUCCUGGAUCUGAUGUCCGUGACUCAGGAGGAAACACUUGGUCUUCUGGUUCUGGAAGUAGUGGAGGAAGUGUCACAAACUCGUCUGAAUACAGUACGUCUGGACCACUCAAUACUCCAGAAAAAGGAUCCCACAUUCCAGAAGCAACUCCAAAAUACUCAGAAACAAAUGCAAUUAUUGGUGAAGCAUCUACCUGGAGCAAAGGAGCAUAUAAAUCUUUCAAUGGCCGCAUCUUUGUGUUCGAAUCUUCAUGCCCAUACACUUUCUGCCGUCACUGCGUUGAAUCUGGAGGGGAUUUCAAUAUUGAAAUCAAACGAAACAAUGAUAGUGAGACUGAAAAAAUAACAGUUCUAAUUGACAAUAACGACAUCUCUAUUUUUGGUGACACCAUUUUAGUUAAUGGAGAAAGCAUACAGAUACCAUAUAACAAUAAGUUGAUUCACAUUAAAAAAUAUGGAGAAUAUAAUGUUCUGAAUAGCCGUAGAGGAAUCCUGACUUUAAUGUGGGACAACAAUAACAAACUCUCACUCACUCUUCACAAGCAGUAUCCAACUUGUGGUCUUUGUGGUAACUUCAACAGCACUCCAGGGCAAGAUAUUAAUGAGCACAUUGCCAAUAGUAAAACUCCUGGUGAUUGUCCCAAUGCUGUUGGUAAAAGCUAUGAAGUUUGUGAAGAUGGAAUACAGUACUGUAACAAAAUUAUUGGAACCUACUUUGAGAAAUGUGGAAAGGUUGCCACUCUAUCCAAUGACUACAAAAUGAUUUGCAUUGAUGAAUACUGCCAAACUGGAGACAAAACAUCUACAUGUGACACUUACUCAGAACUGUCCCGCCUCUGUGCCUCAGAUGGUCCUGGUACCUUUGAAUCCUGGCGAAAUGAUUCCGAUGUGGUUUGUGAAACACAUAGAUGUCCAGAAGAACAACAUAUCUACAAAGAAUGUGGACCCUCCAACCCUGCAACUUGUUCUAAUGUGGCUCCUUUUCAAGACAGUGACUGUGUGAGCGGCUGCACGUGCCCGGAAGGUUAUCUGUUGGAUGAUAUUGGAGAGAAAGGAAAAUGUGUAUUAAAAGCUGAAUGUCCCUGUGAAUCCAGUGGAAACGUAUAUCAGCCAGGAGAAGUCCGAGAAGGUCCUUGUGGUUCUCAGUGCACAUGCCAAGAUGCAAAAUGGUCUUGCACUGAAGCAUUAUGCCCUGGAAGAUGUAAGGUGGAAGGAAGUUCCCUUACCACCUUUGAUGGUGUUAAGUACAACUUUCCUGGAAACUGCCACUUCCUGGCCAUUCACAAUGAAGAUUGGUCUAUUAGUGUUGAGCUCCAUCCAUGCCCAAGUGGUCAGACAGGAACAUGCUUAAAUAGCGUUACACUUCUUUUGAAUUCUUCUGUUCCAGUUGACAAAUACAUAUUCAGCAGUGAUGGAACGGUCACAAAUGACAAGAUUAGAAAUCAAGGUUAUUACUAUUCAGAUAAAAUACAGAUUUUCAACGCAUCUUCCUCAUACCUUCAAGUAGAAACAUACUUUCACGUAAAACUACAAAUACAAAUUGUUCCUGUGAUGCAAUUAUAUGUUUCUAUGCCACCCAACCAAUUCACAGACACUGUGGGACUCUGUGGUUCCUACAACAACAAAGCAGAGGAUGAUUUCAUGUCAAGUCAGAAUAUAUUGGAGAAAACAUCUCAAGCAUUUGCUCAUUCUUGGGAAAUGAUGUCCUGUCCUAAAGGAAACCCCUCUUCAUGUAUUAGUAUAGAAAAAGAAAAGUUUGCUGAAAGGCACUGUGGAAUUCUUCUUGAUUCAAGUGGGCCUUUUGCUUCUUGCCACCCAAUUGUGAACCCUAAACACUAUCAUGAGGAAUGCAAAAAAUAUACUUGCUCUUGUGAAAACAGUCAAGACUGCCUAUGUACAAUUUUAGGCAACUAUGUGAAAGCGUGUGCUGAGAAGGAAACAUACAUAGUAGAAUGGAGAACUGGCUUAUGUGAACAUUCUUGUCCAAGUGGACUAGUUUUCAAGUACAAUGUAAAAGCCUGUAAUAGUUCUUGCCGAUCAUUGUCAGAGAGAGAUAGGAGCUGUGAUGUAGAAGAUGUUCCAGUUGAUGGAUGCACCUGCCCUGAUGAAAUGUACCAGAAUAAUGAAGGAAAUUGUGUACCGAAAUCUCAGUGUGACUGCUACAUAAAUGACGAGGUCAUGCAACCAGGCAAACUCAUCCAUAUUGAUGACAAUAAAUGUGUCUGUCGGGAUGGAAUUCUUCUUUGCCAGAUUCCCAUUGAUUUAACCCUACAAAAUUGUUCUGGAGGGGCUGAGUAUGUAGACUGUAGGGAUCCCAAGGCACAGAGAAGAACCGACAGAACAUGCAGUACUCGGAACAUACCUGUUUUUGAUGAGAACUUGCCUUGCAAACGUGGGUGCUUUUGUCCAGAAGGAAUGGUUCGAAAUUCUAAAGGGAUAUGCAUCCUUCCUGAUGACUGUCCGUGCUCUUUUGGUGGACGAGAAUAUGAUGAAGGAAGUGUCACUUCUGUUGGCUGCAAUGAAUGUACCUGCAUUAAAGGGUCUUGGAGUUGUACCCAAAAUGAAUGUCAAACCAUCUGCCACAUCUAUGGGGAAGGUCAUGUUAGAACUUUUGAUGGGAAAAGUUACAGUUUUGACGGUCUCUGCCAGUAUUCAUUUCUUGAGGAUUAUUGUGGUCAUGAAAAUGGCACAUUUCGUAUUUUAACGGAGAGUGUUCCAUGCUGUGAAGAUGGACUAACAUGCUCAAGAAAAAUUAUAGUUUCUUUUCAGGAUCAGAAUGUUGUCUUGCAAGAUGGUAAAGUAACAGCAGUCAAAUCUACAGAAAGUAAGAAAUGUGAACUCAAUACAAAUGCAUACUCCAUACAUACUGUUGGCCUGUACUUAAUUCUGAAAUUUCAAAAUGGAAUAAUCAUGAUUUGGGACAAAAAUACAAGACUGUCUGUUAUUCUGGAUCCAAACUGGCAUGGCAAGGUGUGUGGUCUUUGUGGAAAUAACAAUGGUGAUCUCAAGGAUGAUUUCACAACAAGAUACUCUUCAGUAGCUUCUGGAGCACUGGAAUUUGGGAAUAGUUGGAAAACAAGCCAAGAGUGCUCAGAUACAGUGACUCAGACUUUCCCAUGUGAUUCAAACCCGUACUGUAAAGCCUGGGCUGUGCGAAAAUGUGAGAUCCUCAGAGACAGCACCUUCAGAGACUGCCACAGCAAGGUUGACCCCAGUGCUUACUAUGACGCAUGCAUUGAAGAAGCCUGCGCUUGUGACAUGGAGGGGAAGUACCUGGGAUUCUGCACUGCCGUGGCUAUGUACGCAGAGGCGUGUAGUGCAGUUGGAGUUUGUGUCUCAUGGAGAAAACCAAAUCUGUGUCCUGUCUACUGUGAUUAUUACAAUGCACCUGGGGAAUGCAGAUGGCAUUAUGAACCUUGUGGCACAGUGACCGCAAAAACAUGCAAAGAUCAGGUCAUUGGCCAGAAAUUUUCUUCACUUUUAGAAGGUUGUUAUGCUAAGUGCCCAGAUAGUGCUCCUUACCUGGAUGAGAACACCAUGAAAUGUGUCAGUUUAUCUGAGUGCAGCUGCUUCUAUAAUGAUAUCAUACCAGCAGGGGAAGUGAUUGAAGAUAAUUGUGGAAGAACAUGCUACUGUAUUGCAGGGCAGUUGGAGUGCAGUGAAACUGCUCCUACCAAUUCAACAUUUGCAGUUUCCACUACAACAGCUACCGCCAUAUUAAGCACCGGAGCAGCAAUUACACUGGUUACCAGUAGCCCAGGCAUAGCAGCAUCCAUUCCAGCGAUUACAACAUCAAGCAGUGAAACAACAGGAACGACUCUAGGUCCUCUCACCGAGCCUUUUACUACAGGCAUUACUGAAACUUCAGUUCCCAUCAUCUCAACAUCUGGAAAUGCAGGCACGACAGGAGUAGUGAGCCCCACCGUCACUGGUGCUGCAGGCGUGGCAGGAAGAACUGGAGGAGUGGAUGCAGCCACCACUGGAGCUGCUGGUGAAAAUACAUCUGAGAGAGCAGGCACACUGGGGGUAUCUGGAGCAACCCCUGUAGUCGGAGGUGGCAGUACCCUGGGGGAAGCAGGCCCUGGAGCCACGGUUUCAGGAAGCACAGGAGUUUCUGCAGGCUCCACCACUGCCAGCCCUGAAGCCUCAGUCACAACCUCUGAAAGCAGCAAAUCAGGAACUACUGGACCCUCAGUAGGUGGAAAAACUAGAGUCACAAGCAGUGAAGCGACAUCAUCUGAAGGCGUGUCAGGUGGAACAGGACAGCCUCUUGGAUCUACCGCUGGAUCUGACAGUGAAAUCACAGCGAGAACAUCUUUCACUGGUUCCAGCUUACCUGGGAAACUCACCAGGCCAAGCCCAGGCUCACCUGGUCACUUUAGUGGUGGAACAACUGAAGGGGAAAAUGUAGCCACCACUGGAGCUGCUGGUGAAAACACUUCUGGAGCAUCGGGUUCAACAGAAGGGUCCGUGGAAGCCACCACCAGAGCAGGCAGUGGAAACACAGCUGGAACAUCAGGUACUAGGGCCACUGGUCCUGGAAACACAGCAGUCUCAGGCACACCUGUGGUAUCACCUGGAGCAACUCCUGGAGCUCCAGGUAGCAGCACCCCUGGGGAAGCAGGCAUUGGGGCCACCAGUUUUGGAAAAUCAGGGACCCCGACAGUAUCUGCUGCUUCAACUACCAGUAGCCCUGUGAGUAAACACACCAAUGCAGCCUCAGCCUCAGCAGUGACAAUCUCUGGAAGCAAACCAGGUACACCUGGAACACCGGGUGGUACGACUAGUGGAGGUGAAAUUACAUCUGGGCAGUCCAGCAGUGGUACCACCACAGGCUCUUCAAAUACACCAGGGGCAACUGGAUCAUCAACUGGGGAGACAGAGACAACUAGACCAUCAGCUAAAUUAACAGAGAAUUAUGGACAAUCAUCUGAAAUACCAGGGACAACUAAAUCAUCAUCUGAUGUUUCAGGGACAUUGGGGCCAUCAGAUAUAACAUCUGGACCAUCAGUUGCAGUGACAAGGACUUCUGAACAAUCGUCAGGAGUCACAGAGACAUCUGAACUAUCACUUGGAGUAUCAGGGACAACUGGGCCAUUAGCUGAAAUAUCAGGGACAACCAGACCAUUAGUUUCAGGAUUAAGGACAACUGUAUCAUUAGCUGGAGGAUCAGGGACAACUGGACCUUCAUCAAGAGAAUCAGUGACACCUAGACCAUUAGCUGAAGGUUCAGGGACAAGUGGACAAUCGGUUACAGGAUCAAGAACACCUGGAUUAUCAGCUACAGAACUAGGUACAACUGUGUCUUUUACUGGAGGAUUAGGUACAAGUAGAUCAUCUGCUAGAGAAAUAGGGACAACUGGACCAUCAGCUGAUGGGUCAGGAACAACUGGACCAUCUGUUGUGAGAUCAGGGACAACUAGAUUAUCAGCUGGAGUGACAAGAGCAACUGAAACAUCACCUGGAGUGACAGGAACAACUACACGAUCAGUUGAAGACUCCAGAACAACUGGACCAUCUGUUCUAGUGACAGGAACAACUGGACAAUCAGGCCAAGGAUCAGGGACAACUGGAAAAUCUAUUAUAGAAUCAGGACCAUCUCUUGUAGGAUCAGGGACAAAUGGACCAACAUCUGCAGGAUUAGGAACAACUGCACCAUCAGCCAGAAGAUCAGGUACCACAAGACCAUCAGUUGGAGGAACUGGGACAACCGGACAAUCAGGUGCAGAAUCAGGAACAACUGAACCAUCAGCUAGAGUGACAGAUGUAACUGGAACAUCAGCUGAAGUGUCAGGAAGAAUUGAACCAUCAGCUACAGGAUCAGGUACAAGUAGACCACUAGGUGAAACAGUAGGUACAACUGUACCAUCAGUGGAAGGAUCGGAGGCAACUGGACCAUCUGUCAUUGGAUCAGAAACAACUAGACUAUCAGUUAUAGGAUCAGGGACAACUGGAACUUCAUCUGGAGGUUCAGGUGCAACAAGAUCAUCGGGUGGAGGAAUGGGGACAACUGGACAAUCAACUGCAAGAUCAGAAACAAUUGGACCACUUUUUGGAUUGACAGGAACAUUUAGACAAUCCUCUACAGUGACUAGGACAGCUUCAAAUUCAGCUGGAGUAACAACAUCUGAAAAAUCACCUGGAGUGGCAAUGACAACAGGACUAUUGGUUGAAGGGUCAGCUACAACUCGACCACCUCUUUUAGAAUCAGAGACCACUGAAUCAUCAGCUGGAGUGACAAUGACAUCUGGACAAUCAGCCAGAGUGACUGGGGCAACUGGACCAUCAGCUGGAGAGACGGGAACAACUGGACCAUCAACGGAAGGAUCAAUUGCAACUGUACCAUUUAUUAUUGGAUCAGAAACAACUAGACCAUUAUAUAUAGGAUCAGGGACAACUGGAACUUUAUCUGGAGGUUCAAGUACAACAAGAACAUCAGAUGGAACAACAGGGACAACCAGAAAAUCAACUGCAAGAUCAGAAACAACUGGACCCCUUUCUGGAUUGACAGGAACAUCUGGGCAAUUGGCUGGAGUGACUGGGACAUCUUCAAAAUCAGCUGGAGUAACAGUGACAUCUGAAAAAUCAGCUGGAGUUGCAGUGACAACAGGAUCAUUUGCUGAAGGAUCAGUCACAACUGGACCACUUCUUUUAGAAUCAGAGACAACUAGAUCAUCAGGUGGAGUGACAGUGACAUCUGGACAAUCAGCCAGAGUGACUGAAACAGUUGGAACAUCAGCUGGAGUGAUAGGAACAACUGGACCAUCAACUGAAGGAUCAGGGGCAACUGGACCAUCCGUUGUGGGAUCAGGAACAACUAGACCAUUAGCUGGUGAAUCAGGUACAACUGAAUCAUCAGUUGGAGUGACAGGGACAAGGCCAUCAUCAGGAGGAUCAGGGACAACUGAAUCAUCAUCAAGAGAAUCAGCAACAACUGGACCAUCAGAUGAAGGAUCAGGAACAACUGGACCAUCAGAUGAAGGAUCAGGAACAACUGGACUAUCACCUGGAGUGACAGUGACAUCUGGACAAUCAGCUGGAAAGACUGGGACAACUGGAGCACCAGCUGGAGUUACAGAAACAACGAGACCAUCUGUUGUCAAAUCAGGGACAACUGGACCAUCUGUUACAGGAACAAGGACAACUGUAACUUCAUCUGGAGAAUCAGGUACAACAAGAUCAUCAGGUGGAGAAACAGAGACAACUGGCCAAUCAGUUGUAAAAUCAGGGACAGCAGAAUCAUUUACUGGGUUGACAAGAACAUCUGGGAAAUCAGCUGGAAUGACUGGGACAUCUGCACAAUCAGCUGGAGUGGCACUAACAGGUCAUUUUGUUGAAGGAUUAGUGACAACUGGUUCAUCUACUGUAGGAUUAGAGACAACUAGACCUUCAGCUGUAGGAUCAGGAACAACUGGACCUCCUGUUGUAAAAGCACAGACAAUUGGACCAUCAGCCGGAGUAACAGUGACAUCUGGACAAUCAGCUAGAAUGACUGGGGCAACUCGACCAUCAGUAGGAGUGACAGGAACAACUGGACCAGCAAGUAAAGGAUUAGUGACAAUUAGACCAUCUGUUGUAGGAUUAGACACUACUGAACCAUUAGCUGAAGGAUCAGGGACAACUGGACCACCUAUUGUAGGAGAGACAACUGUACCAUCAGCUAGAGUGAGAGUUACAUCUGGAUAUUCAGAUAGAGUGACUGGGGCAACUGAACCAUUGGCUGGAGUAACAGGAACCACUAAACAGUCUGUUGUAGGAUCAGUGACAACUGGACCAUCAGUUACAGGAGUAGAGACAACUGUAAAAACUUCAUCUGGAGGAUUAAGUACAACCACAUCAUCAGUUGGAGGAACAAGGACCACUGGACAAUCACCUGAAAGAUCAGGGGCAACAGGACCAUUUAUUGGAUUGACAGGGACAUCUGCACAAUCAGCUGGGGUGACAAUGACAUCUGUCCAAUCAGCUGGAGUGGUAGUAACAACAGAACUAAAUGUUGAUGGCUCAGGGACAACUGGAAAAUCUCUUGUAGGAUCAGGAACAACUGGAUUAUCAGCUGAAGCUAUAGGGACAACUGGACCAUCAACUGAAGGAUUAGAGAAAACUGGACCAUCUAUUACUGGAUCAGGAACAACCAUACCAUUAGUUACAGAAUCAUGGACAACUGGAACUUCAUCUGGAGGACAGGGUACAACGAGUCUAUUAGUUAGAGGAACAGAGACAACUGGACAAUCAGUUUCAGGAUCAGUGACAACAGGGCCAGUUACGGGAUUAACGGAAAACUCUGGUCCAUCAGCUGGAGUGACAGUGACACCUAGACAAUCACCUACAGUGACUCAGACAACUGGGUCAUCAGCUGCAAUAUCAGGAACCACUGUACAAUCUCUUACAGUAUCAGGGACAGUUAGACCAUCAUCUGGACAAACAGAAAAAACCGGAUCAUCAGUUGAAGAAUCAGGGACAACUGAACCAUCAGCUAUAAGGUCAGGGACUACUGGACCAACAGCUGGAGUGAAACAUACAAAUGGGCCAUCAUCAGGUGGAGUGACAGGGAUAACUGGGUCAUCACCUGGAGUGACAGGGAUAACUGUCCAUCAGCUGAGUGACACUGGAGUGACAGGGAUAAACUUAGAUCAUCACCUGAGGACAGGGAUAACUGGAUCAUCUGCAAGAUCAGGGACAAGUAUCCCAUCUGCUGGAAAAACAGGAACAACUAGAACAUCAGUUGAAGAAUCAAGGACAACUGGACCAUCAGCUGGAAUAACAGGUACAAAUGGACUAUCAGCUGGAGUGACAGGGACAACUGGAUCAUCAGCUGGAGUGACAGGGAAAACUGGACCAUCAGCUGGCAUCACAGGGACAACUGGACCAUCAGCAGAAGUGACAGGAAAAACUGGACUAUCAGCUGGAGUGAUGGGGACAACUGGUCCAUCAGCUGAAGUGACAGGGCUACCUAUAGUAUCAACUGGGGUGACAGGGACAAUUGGAUCACCAGCUGGAGUGACAAGGACAACUGCAGUAUCAGCUGGAGUAACAGGGACAACUAGACUAUCAGCUGAAGCGACAGGGAUAACUGGACUAUCAGCUGGGGUGACAGGGACAACUGGACUAUCUGCUGGUGUGACAGAGGCAAUUGGACUAUCAACUGGGAUGAUAGGGACAAUUGGAUCAUCAGCUGGAGUGGCAGGGACAAGAAGACUAUCAGCUGAAGUGACAGGGACAACUGGACAGUCAACUGGUGUGACAGGGUCAACUGGACUGUCACCUGAGGUGACAGGGACAACUGCACAGUCAGUUGAAGUGACAGGGACAACUGGACAAUCUGUUGGGGUGACAGGGACAGCUAGAUCAUCAGCUGGAGUGACAGGGAUAAUUGGACUAUCAGCUGGACUGACAGGGACAAGUGGACUAUCAGCUGGGGUCACAGGGACAACUAGACAGUCAGCUGGUGUGACAGGGUCAACUGGACUAUCAGCUGGGGUGACAGGGACAACUGGACAGUCAGCUGAAGUGACAGGGACAACUGAACAAUCUGUUGGAGUGACAGGGACAGCUAGAUCAUCAACUGGAGUGACAGGGAAAACUGGACUAUCAGCUGGAGUGACAGGGACAAGUGGACUAUCAGCUGGGGUGACAGGGAUAACUGGGCUAUCAGCUGGGGUGAUGGGGACAACUGGACAGUCAGAUGAAGUGACAGGGACAACUGGACAAUCUGUUGGAGUGACAGGGACAGCCAGAUCAUCAGCUGGAGUGACAGGGACAAUUGGAUCACCGGCUGGAGUGACAGGGACAACUGAACUAUCAGCUGAAGCGACAGAGACAACUGAACAAUCUGUUGGAGUGACAGGGACAACUAGAUCAUCAACUGGAGUGACAGGGACAACUGGACUAUCAGCUGAAGCAACAGGGACAACCAGACCAUCAGCACGAGGUAAGGGACAACCGGAGCUAUCAACUGGAGUGACAGGGACAACUGGACUAUCAGCUGAAGGGACAGGAACAUCUGGACCAUCAGCUGAGGUGACAGGGACAACAGACUAUCAGCUGAAGCAACAGGGACAGCCGGGCCAUCAGCUAGGGUGGCUUGGGGACAACUUCAGACUAUCAGCUGGGGUGACGAGGAUAACUGGACUAUCAGCUGCAACUGGACUAUCAGCUGAAGCAACAGGGACAACCAGACCAUCAGCUGAGGUGACAGGGACAACCAGACUAUCAGCUGGGGUGACAGGGAUAACUGGACUAUCAGCUGGGGUGACAGGGACAACUGGAUCAUUAGCUGGGGUGACAGAGAUAACUGGAUCAUCAACUGGGGUGACAGGGAAAACUGGAUUAUCAGUUGCAGUGACAGGAACAACUACAGUAUCAGCUGGAGUAACAGGGACAACUAGACUAUCAGCUGAAGCGACAGGGAUAACUGGACCAGCAGCUGGGGUGACAGGGACAACUGGACUAUCUGCUGGAGUGACAGAGACAAUUGGACUAUCAACUGGGGUGACAGAGACAAUUGUAUCAUCAACUGGAGUGACAAGGAUAACUGGACAGUCAGCUGGUGUGACAGGAUCAACUGGACAGGCAGCUGAAGUGACAGGGACAACUGGACAAUCUAUUGGAGUCACAGGGACAGCUAGAUCAUCAACUGGAGUGACAGGGAUAACUGGACUAUCAGCUGGACUGACAGGGACAAGUGGACUAUCAGCUGUGGUGACAGGGAUAACUGGACUAUCAGCUGAAGUGACAGGGACAACUGGGCUGUCAACUGGGGUGACAGGGAAAACUGGACAGUCAGCUGAAGUGACAGGGACAUUAGGACAAUCUGUUGGAGUAACAGGGACAGCUAGAUCAUCAGCUGGAGUGACAGGGAUAACUGGACUAUCAGCUGGAGUGACAGGGACAAGUGGACUAUCAGUGGGGGUGACAGGGAUAACUGAAUUAUCAGCAGAAGGGACAGGGACAACUGGACUAUCAUCUGAAGAGACAGGGAAAACUGGAUCAUCAGCCGGAGUGACAGGAACAACUGGACCAUCAGCAGAAGUGACAGGAGAAACUGGACUAUCAGUUGGAGUGACGGGAACAACUGGCCCAUCAGCUGAAGCGACAGGGCUACCUGUAGUAUCAGCUGGGGUGACAGGGAUAAUUGGAUCACCAGCUGGAGUGACAGGGACAACUCGGCUAUCAGCUCUGGUGACAGGGAUAACUGGACUAUCAACUGAGGUGACAGGGACAACUGGACUAUCAGCUGGGCUGACAGGGACAACUGGACUAUCUUCUGGGGUGACAGAGAAAACUGGACUAUCAACUGGGGUGACAGGCACAAUUGUAUCAUCAGCUGGAGUGACAGGGACAACAAGACUGUCAGCUGGAAUGACAGGGACAACUGGACAGUCAGCUGGUGUGACAGGGUCAACUGGACUAUCAGCUGGGGUGACAGGGACAACUGGACACUCAGUUGAAGUGACAGGGACAACUGGACAAUCUGUUGGGGUGACAGGGACAGUUAGAUCAUCAGCUGGAGUGACAAGGAAAACUGGACUAUCAGCUGGACUGACAGGGACAAGUGGACUAUCAGCUGUGGUGACAGGGAAAACUGGACUAUCAGCUGAGGUGACAGGGACAACUGGAUUAUCAGCUAGGGUGACAGGGACAACUAGACAGUCAGUUGGUGUGACAAGGUCAACUGGACUAUCAGCUGAGGUGACAGGGACAACUGGACAGUCAGCUGAAGUGACAGGGACAACUGGACAAUCUGUUGGAGUGACAGGGAUAACUGGACUAUCAGCUGGGGUGACAGGGAAAACUGGACCAUCAGCUGGGGUGGCGGGGACAACCGGACAGUCAGCUGAAGUGACAAAGACAACUGAACAAUCAGCUGCAGUGACAGGGACAAUUGAAUCACCAGUUGGAGUGACAGGGACAACUGGACUAUCAGCUGAAGCAACAGGGACAACCAGACCAUCAGCUGAGGUGACAGGGACAACUGAACUAUCAGCUGGGGUGACAAGGAUAAUUGGACUAUCAGCUGGAGUGAGAGGGACAACUGGACCAUCAGCUGAAGAGACAGGGGCAACUGGUCCAUCAGCAGAAGUGACAGGGACAACUGGACCAUUGGCUGGAGUGACAGAGAUAACUGAAUUAUCAGCAGAAGUGACACGGACAACUGGACUGUCAGCUGAGGUGGCAGGGAAAACUGGAUCAUCAGCAGGAGUGACAGGAAUAACUAGGCCAUCAGCAGAAGUGACAGGGAAAACUGGGCUAUCAGCUGGAGUGAUGGGGACAACUGGACCAUCAGUUGAAGUGACAGGGACAACUGGAUCAUCAGCUGGAGUGACAGGGACAACUGGGCCAUCAGCUGGAGUGACAGGGACAAGUGGACUAUCAGCUGCAGUGGCAGGAACAACUGGCCCAUCAGCUGAAGCAACAGGGCUACCUGUAGUAUCAGCUGGGGUGACAGGGACAAUUGGAUCACCAGCUGGAGUGACAGGGACAACUCAGCUAUCAGCUGUGGUGACAGGGAUAACUGGACUAUCAACUGAGGUGACAGGGACAACUGGACUAUCAGCUGGGGUGACAGGGAUAGCUGGACUCUCAGCUGGGGUGACAGGGAUAACUGGACCAUCAGCUGGAGUGACAGGGAUAACUAUAUUAUCAGCUGGAGUAACAGGGACAACUGAACUAUCAGCUGAAGUGACAGGGAUAACUGGACCAUCAGCUGGAGUGACAGGGAUAACUAUAUUAUCAGCUGGAGUAACAGGGACAACUGAACUAUCAGCUGAAGUGACAGGGAUAACUGGACCAUCAGCUGGGGUGACAGGGACAACUGGACUAUCUGCUGGGGUGACAGGGAUAACUGGACUAUCAGCUGGGGUGACAGGGACAACUGAACAGUCAGCUGAAGUGACAGGGACAACUGGACAAUCUGUUGGAGUGACAGGGACAACUAGAUCAUCAACUGGAGUGACAGGGACAAGUGGACUAUCAGCUGGGGUGACAGGGAUAACUGGACUACCAGCUGGGGUUACAGGAACAACUGGGCAGUCAGCUGAAGUGACAGGGACAACUGGACAAUCUGUUGGAGUGACAGGGGCAACUAGAUCAUCAGUUGGAGUGACAGGGACAAUUGGAUCACCAGCUGGAGUGAGAGGGGCAACUAUUUCAUCUGCAAGAUUAGGGACAAGUAUACCAUUAACUGGAAAAACAGUAACAACUAGAACAUCAAUUGAAGAAUCAACAACAACUGGACCAUCAGCUGGAAUAACAGGUACAAAUGGACUAUCAGCUGAAGCGACAGGGACAAAUGAAAUACCAGCUGGGGUGACAGGAACAACUGGACAGUCAGUUGAAGUGACAGGGACAACUGGACAAUCUGUUGGAGUGACAGGGGCAACUAGAUCAUCAGCUGGAGUGACAGGGACAAUUGGAUCAUCAGCUGGAGUGACAGGGACAAUUGGAUCACCAGCUGGAGUGACAGGGACAACUCGGCUAUCAGCUGUGGUGACAGGGAUAACUGGACUAUCAGCUGAUGUAACAGAGAUAACUGGACUAUCAACUGGGGUGACAGGGAUAACUGGACCAUCAGCUGGAGUGACAGGGACAACUACAUUAUCAGCCGGAGUAACAGGGACAACUGGACUAUCUGCUGGGGUGAGAGAGAUGAUUGGUCUAUCAACUGGGGUGACAGGGACAAUUGGAUCAUCAACUGGAGUGGCAGGGACAACAAGACUAUCAACUGGAGGGACAGGGGCAACUGGACUGUCAGCUGAAGUGACAGGGACAACUGGACAAUCUGUUGAAGUGACAGGGACAGCUAGAUCAUCAGCUGGAGUGACAGGGAUAACUGGAUUAUCAGCUGGACUGACAGGGACAAGCGGACUAUCAGCUGUGGUGACAGGGAUAACUGGACUAUCAGCUGGGGUGACAGAGAUAACUGGACCAUCAGCUGGAGUGACAGGGACAACUACAGUAUCAGCUGGAGUAACAGGGACAACUGGACUAUCAGAUGAAGUGACAGGGAUAACUGGACUAUCAGCUGGGAUGACAGGGACAACUGGACUAUCUGCUGGGGUGACAGAGACAAUUGGACUAUCAUCUGGGGUGACAAGGACAAUUGGAUCAUCAGCUGUAGUAGCAGGGACAACAAGACUAUCAGCUGGAGUGACAGGGACAACUGGACCAUCAGCUGGUGUAACGGGGUCAGCUGGACUAUCAGCUGGGAUGACAGGGACAACUGGACAAUCUGUUGGAGUGACGGGGACAACUGGACUAUCAGUUGGGGUGACGGGGACUACCAGAUCAUUAGCUGGGGUGACAGGGACAACUGGUUCAUCUGCAAAAUCUGAGACAAGUAUACCAUCAGCUGGAAAAACAGGAACAACCAGAACAUCAGUUGAAGAAUCAAGUACAACUAGACCAUCCACUGGAAUAACAGGUACAAAUGGACUAUCAGGUCAAGUGACAGGGACAACUGGACCAUCAGUUGGCACAACCACUGUAACAGGAAGAACAGGAGAGCCAGGAAGUGAGGUUACAGUCCCUGAAGCUACAACUGGAGUGCCUUCUGCAACUUCCCUAGGAGCUGAAGGUGAAAGCAUAGCUUCCACAUCAGUUGCCACGGGAGCCAUCCCUGGGUCAACAAUUGCACCAGGAAGUAUCACUACUGGUACCACUGGGGUAACCACUGGCACAACUCUUGCCCCUAGAAGUUCUAACACAGGAACUUUUGGUAGUAUUUCUGGGAAAACCCUCAAACCUGGAACUUAUGUCUCAGAGGCUACAACUGCUACAGGGACUCCUGGAGCAGGACAGUCGGGAGGCACCACUAUCAUUUCUUCUGAAGUCAGUACCAGUUCAGAAGUUUCCAACACAGGUAUCACUGGAGUAGGUUCUGAGACAUCUGUUGAAACAGGAAUUUCCAACACAGCUACGACUGGGGUGGCUCCUGGCACAACCCUUGCCCCUGGCAGUUCCAGGACAGAAGCCACAACUUCCAUAGGAGGAAGUACAUCAACAAGAGGUGGAAUAGCCACAGAAGCCACAGGUUCCUCAAGAGGGGUCAGGACCACUGGAUCAGAAGCUCCAGGAGGUACUUCUGGAGAAUUCUCUGGGACAACCAUUUCAUCUGGAGGCUUCCACACAGGUACCACAACUCUCACAGGAGGUAGGGGCAGUACUGGAACUGAAUCCAGAGCAGAGUCCACAACUUCCCUACAAGAAAGUGCAAAGACAAGAGGUGGAAUAGCGACAGAGGCCACAAGUUCGACAGGAGGGGUCAGAGCCACUGGAACAGAAGCUCCAGGAGGUACCUCUGGUAAAUUCUCUGGGACAACCAUUUCAUCUGGAGGUUCCCACACAGAGGCCACAACUCUUGCAGGUAGCAGGGGCAACACUGAAAGUGAAUUCAGAACAGCCACCACUGGGGUAGUUCCUGCCACAACUGUUGCCCCUGGCAGUUCCAAGACAGAGGCCACCACUUUCGUAGGAGUAAGUGGAACAACAAGCAUUGGAAGAGCCACGGGGGCCACAACUUCCAUGGGAGGGGGUGACACCAGCCAAGUAGAACGUCCAGGAGGUACUUCUGGUGAAUUCCCAGGAGCAACCAUUACAUCUGGAGAUCCCCACACAGAGACCACAGCUGUGACAGGAAGCAGGGGCAGUACUGGAACUGAAUCCAUAGCAGCAGGCAUCACUGCAGCAACAGGGAAGCAAGCAGGCAUCUCAGCGGUAGCCCCUGCCACAACAGUUGCCCCUGGAAGUUUCAGCACAGCAGUGAUACCUUCUCCUGAAGCAACAGGAGUGACUGGCGUUACAACUGCAAAGACCACAACUUCCCUAGGAGGAAGUGACACCCCUGGAGCAGAAAUAAAAUCAGCCACCACUGGAGCACCAGGAAGUAGGACAGGCACAGCUGGAGUGCUCUCUGCUACAACAGUCUCCCCUGGGAGCUCCAACUCAGAGGCCACAACUUCUGUAGGAGAAAGUGGAAAAACAGGAGCUGAAAUCAUCACAGAGGCCACCACUUCCACAGAAGAGACUGGUACUUCUGGAACUGGAUUCAAAACUGGUAUCUCAGCGGUAGCCCCUGCCACAACAGUUGCCCGUGGAAGUUUCAGCACAGCAGCCACAACUUCUCCUGGAGCAAGUGGAAUGACUGGGGUUACAGCUACAAAGACCACAACUUCCCUAGGAGGAAGUAGCACCACUGGAGCAGAAAUAAAAUUAUUAAGAACCACCACUACAGCACCAGAACGUAGGCGAGCUGGAGUGUCCUCUGGUAUAACAGUCACCCCUGGGAGCUCCAACUCAGAGGCCACAACUUUUGUGGGAGAAAGUGGAAUAACAAGGGCUGAAAUAAUCACAGAGGCCACAACUUUCUCAGGAGGUAGCGGGGUCACCCGAGCAGGAUUAGCCAGAGGUACCACUGGAGAAUUGUCUGGAAUGACAAUUAUAUCUGGAAGUUUUAACACAGAGGCCACCACUUCCACAGAAGGGACAGGUACUUCUGGAACUGGAUUCAAAACUGCAGGCAUCACUUCCGCCUCAGGGAAACAAGCAGGCACCUCUGGGGUAUCUCUUGCCACAACAGUUGCCCCUGGAAGUUUCAGCACAGUGGCCACAACUUCUUCUGGAGCAAGUGGAAUAACAGGGGCUGGCCCCACCUCAGAGACCACAGCUUCCCUAGGAGGAAGUGGUACCACCGGAGCAGGAAUAAAAUCAGUUGCAGUUCCCUCUGGUACAACAGUUGCCCCUGGGAGCUCCAACUCAGAAGCUACAACUUCUGUAGGAGAAAAUGGAAAAACAAAUGGGGAAAUAAUCACAGGUACUACUGAGGGCACCUCUGGCAAAGUUCUGGAACCUGGAAGUGCUCACACAGAGGCCACAACUUUCCCAGGAGGCAGCGGGACCACCCGAGCAGGACCACCAGGAGGUACCACUGGAGAAUUGUCUGGAAUGACCAUUAUAUCUGGAAGUUCUAACACAGAGGCCACAACUUCCACAAAAGGGACUGGUACUUCUGGAACUGGCUUCAAAACUGGUACCUCUGGGGUGGCACCUGGCACAACAGUUGCCCCUGGAAUUUUCAGCACAGCCACAAUUUCUCCUGGAGCAAGUAGAACCACUGGGGCUGGACCCGCUGAAGAAACCACAACUUCCCUAGGAGGAGGUGGCACCACUGGAGCAGAAAUAAAAUCAGGAGCCACCUCUGGAACACCAGGAAGUAAGACAGGCACAACUGGAGUGCCCUCUGUGACAACAGUUGCCCCUGGAAGCUCUAACUCAGAGGCCGUGACUGCUUUAAGAGAAAGUGGAAAAACAAGAGCUGAAAUAACCACAGGUACUACUGAGGGCAAAACUCUGGCAGCUGGAAGUACCCACACAGAGGCCACAACUUUCUCAGGAGGUAGCGGGACCACCCAAGCAGGACCAUCAGGAGGUGCUUCUGGCACAUCAGAAGGAUAUGUCCCUGGAAGGGAAACAGAGCCCACAACUUUCAUUGAAGAGACUGGUCCUUCCAGAACUGUAUUCAAAACUGUAGGCAUCACUUCAGUCCCAGGGAGGCAAGCAGGCACCUCUGUGAUGGCGCCUGGCACAACAGUUGCCCCUGGAAGUUUCAGCACAGCAGCCACAACUUCUCCUGGAGCAAAUGGAAUGACUGGGGUUAGAACCACUUCGAAGACUACAACUUCCCCAGGUGGAAUUGGCACCACUAGAACUGAAAUAAAAUCAGGAGCCACCACUGGAGCACCAGGAAGUAUGACAGGCACAGCUGGAGUGCCCUCUGCUACAACAGUUGCCCCUGGGAGCUCCAACUCAGAGGCCACAACUUCCAUUGAAGAGACUGGUACUUCUGGAACUGGAUUCAAAACCGCAGGCAUCACUGUAGCACCAGGAAAGCAAGCAGGCACCUCUGGGGUAGCACCUGGCACAACAGUUGCUCCUGGAAGUUUCAGCACAGCAGCUACAACUUCUCCUGGAGCAAGCGGGGUGACUGGCACUGGACCCACUGCAGAGACCACAAUUUUCCUAGGAGGAAGUAGCACCACUGGAGCAGAAAUAAAAUCAGGAGCCACCACCAGAGCACCAGGAAGUAAGACAGGCACAGCUGGAGUGCCCUCUGGGACAACAGUCUCCCCUGGGAGCUCCAACUCAGAGGCUACAAUUUUCUCUAAAAUCACUGAAGCAGUAACAGUCUCAGGAUCCAUGACCACUGCACUGGGGAGCCAACUCUCCAGCAGUCAAACAGUGAUUCCAGGUUCCAGUGGCAUCAUCUCUCACACAACUGUUGCACCUGGAAGUUCUGUUAUAGGAACCUCUGAUGCAUCAGACAAUCAAGUCACUGGAAGUAAAACAGGCACUACUGGUGUGGCCUUGAGCACAGCUGUUGCACCUGGAAGUUCCAGUACAGAAGCCACAACUUCCACAGGAGUCCAUAGAACCACUGUAGUGGGAUGGAAGACAGGUGAGAAUUAAUGAGCUACCACUAGAGGGUCAGCAAACCAAGGAACUGGAAGCACAAUAGAAGCUAUGACGUCCUUUAGAGACACUGAGACCACAGGAAGUGGAAUGAAUACAGGUACUACUGCAGUGGUCUCUGGCAACACCAUCUCACCUAGCAGUUUCAACACAGAAGCUACCAGUGGCACAUCUGAGAGGUCAAACCCUGGAAGUGAAAUAGGUACCACUGGUAUAGUCUCUGGCACAACAGUUGUAUCUGGAAGUUCCAACAGAGAAGCCACAACUUCUUUGGGCAAUGGUGGAACCACUGAGGCUGGAAGUAAAAUAGUUACCACUGGGAUAACUACUGGCACAACCAUUGUAUCUGGGAGUUCCAACACAAAGGCUACGACUUCUACAGGCAUUGGAGUUGCCACUGGAGUUGGAAUGGCAACUGGGAUCAUCAACAUAAUUUCAGGGAGAAGCCAACCUACUGAAAGUAAAACAGGCUACACUGUAACAGGCUCUGGGACAACAGCCUUACCUCGAGGUUUCAGAACAGGCAAUACCCCAGGAUCAACAGGAGUCACCAGCAGCCAAGAAGGCAGCACUUUAAUAUCAAGUGGAAUCACUGGAAUCCCAGAAACUUCCAUCGCAGGUCCUUCCAAGGAAGCAUCUAACGAAACCACUGCUCCUGGACCUCCUACCACAGUCACUGCUUCCACAGGAGUCAAAAUAACUUCUGGAACUGGAGUGCAAACAAGCUCCACCUUGGUUCCAGCUGGAGUGCCAACAAGACCACAAGUACCCCAGUCAGAAACCACUGUCGUGGCAACCAGAGAAGUAGAAACUGAAAAUAAAACAGAAUGUCUAGCCUCACUUCCACCCGCUCCAGUUUGUCAUGGUCCACUGGGAGAAGAGAAAUCUCCUGGAGACAUAUGGACUGCCAAUUGCCACAGAUGUACCUGUACUGAUGCAAAGACUAUAGACUGUAAACCUGAGGAGUGCCCUUCUCCACCCACAUGCAAAACCGGUGAAAAGCUUGUGAAGUUCCAAUAUAAUGACACCUGCUGUGAAAUUGGAUACUGUGAACCAAGAACAUGUUUGUUUAACAAUACUGACUAUGAGAUUGGUGCUUCAUUCGAUGACCCCAGCAACCCCUGUGUCUCCUAUUCCUGCAAAGACACUGGCUUUGCUGCAGUAGUCCAGGACUGCCCAAAGCAGACCUGGUGUGCAGAAGUAAACAGAAUCUAUGAUUCAAAAAAAUGUUGCUAUACAUGUAAGAAUAAUUGCAGAUCUUCCCUUGUGAAUGUGACGGUUAUCUACAGUGGUUGCAAGAAAAGAGUUCAGAUGGCAAAAUGCGCAGGGGAAUGUGAAAAGACUGUCAAGUACAAUUAUGAUACCUUACUCUUGGAACAUUCAUGCCUUUGCUGCCGAGAAGAAAACUAUGAACUCAGAGACAUUGUACUUGACUGUCCUGAUGGGAGUACGAUCCCUUACCAAUACAGGCAUAUCACAACCUGCUCUUGUUUAGACAUAUGCCAGCCAUAUACGACUUCCAUGUACAGUUAAUGCUGACAUCACCUUCCCAGUUUUAACAGGCCUGGUAUUUAUUUUAUAAGUGAGGAAAAAUAAUCAUUAAAAUAGUGGGAAUAACUAGACAUUUAUAUCUCACUCAAAACAACGAGUUCUCAUUAUGAGGAAUUUUGCUCUCUCGUGGACUGGAUCUGAAAAAUAAACACAACCUGACAAGCAA
Chlorocebus sabaeus (green monkey) is the source of this 21484-nucleotide messenger RNA. NCBI's taxonomy places the organism in Eukaryota, Metazoa, Chordata, Mammalia, Primates, Cercopithecidae. The record is from RefSeq and is a predicted model, not a curated record.